Messenger RNA from Lizanozyma spartinae, 798 nucleotides. RefSeq names its product NEDD8 ligase (gene DCN1). Gene Ontology annotation, molecular function: cullin family protein binding; ubiquitin-like protein binding; ubiquitin conjugating enzyme binding. NCBI's taxonomy places the organism in Eukaryota, Fungi, Ascomycota, Pichiomycetes, Serinales, Debaryomycetaceae. The transcript is spliced from 2 exons. The coding region runs from base 1 to 798 and encodes 265 amino acids. Gene Ontology annotation, cellular component: ubiquitin ligase complex. The record is from RefSeq and is a predicted model, not a curated record. Gene Ontology annotation, biological process: positive regulation of ubiquitin-protein transferase activity; protein neddylation.
AUGAAGAAGACCAGUGUGCUGAGUUUUGUUAGUGUAACAGGGGCUCGUAAAUCAACAGCUGAAAGAUAUUUACGAGAUUCAGGUAACAACCUACAACGGGCAAUUAACCAAUAUUACAUGGAGAAUAGUAACCAACAAGAGGAAAACAACAGCAUCAAUAUUAAUGAUGAGACGUCCCGGACUUUGAAUAGUCUCUUCAACAAAUAUAUGGAUCCUACAGACAACACCAUCACCGAUAUAGAUGGGACUAUUAAGUACUUGGAAGACAUGAAGAUUGCACCGGAUGAAUUGGACAGUUUGACCCUUCUGUACUUUCUUAAAAGCAAAAGUAUGGGCAUAUUCCUGCGACAAGAGUUUGUAAGUGCUUGGAGAAAGGCUUCAAUUUCAUCUAUAGAGUCAAUGGCUCCAUAUAUACGGCUGAUGACUUCCGGGCUCUUGUCACGUGAUCCGGAAUUUGAUUUAUUAUACAAAUUCACCUAUGGAUUCUUAUUGGAACAAGACGGUCAGAAGUUGUUACCAUAUGAUCUCUGUAUUGAUUAUUGGCGUCUCUUAUUGAUAGAGGGCAAGUACAAGGGCAAUGCCUCAUUAGUAAAGAGAUUGGACCAAUGGUGUGUCUUCAUAGAAACUGAACAACAAAGAGGAAUUAGUAGAGAUACGUGGGAUAUGUUCAUUUUAUUUAUUAGAGAAAUAAUACUCCCUGAUCCUGAAGAAAUGAAGGAAUAUGACGACAUGGCAGCAUGGCCCAGUGUGAUAGAUGAAUACAUUCAGUAUCUACGAGAAAACAAGUUAAUGGUAUAA